Verticillium dahliae VdLs.17 is the source of this 1381-nucleotide messenger RNA. Its product is annotated as high-affinity nickel transport protein nic1. Gene Ontology annotation, cellular component: plasma membrane. Gene Ontology annotation, molecular function: nickel cation transmembrane transporter activity. Bases 1 to 1260 code for a protein of 419 amino acids. The record is from RefSeq and is a predicted model, not a curated record. NCBI's taxonomy places the organism in Eukaryota, Fungi, Ascomycota, Sordariomycetes, Glomerellales, Plectosphaerellaceae. The transcript has a single exon. Gene Ontology annotation, biological process: nickel cation transmembrane transport.
AUGGCCCGCUUCCGCAUAACUACGCCGUCCCUCUUCAAGGGCCUCCCUGCAUCGUCCGUUCGCAUCAUUGCCUUCCUUAUCUCUGUCAACGUCGUUCUCUGGAUCAUUGCCGCCAUCAUACUCGCGGCACAUCCUUCGCUUCUUUCUGCCGCCGCCCUCGCGUAUGUCCUGGGACUUCGCCAUGCCCUUGACGCUGAUCACAUCUCUGCAAUCGACCUUAUGACGCGUCGCCUCAUCGCUUCGGGCCAGCGACCUGUUUCUGUCGGGACAUUCUUUUCCCUCGGCCACAGCACCGUUGUUAUCAUAACCUGUGUUGUCGUCGCCGCCACCAGCGGAGCUUUGCGGAACCGCUUUGAUGGCCUCGCACGCGUCGGCAACAUUGUUGGUACUGCCGUCAGCGCCACCUUCCUGCUCCUGCUUUGCGCGGGCAACGGCUGGGUGCUGUACCGGCUCAUCCAGCAACUCAACGAGAGGCUAGAAGAAGAGAGGGCCAGGGCGAUUUCAGAUGCGAGCAACGGCAACGAAGACGAGCAUGUCGACGAUGCGGUGCAGAAUUUGCGGCUGGAAGGGGAAGGCUUCCUGGCCACCGUCUUUCGGAGGGUCUUCCGAAUCGUCGACAGACCUUGGAAGAUGUUUCCUCUCGGCAUCUUGUUCGGACUCGGUUUCGACACGAGCUCCGAAAUCGCCAUUCUUGGCCUCUCGAGCGUACAUGGAGCACAGGGAACGAGCAUCUGGCUCAUCCUCAUCUUUCCUGUGCUGUUUACAGGUAAUAACCCCCCGAACCCUCCUCUCAAGACGCACACACAUACACACACGGGCACUACUGACUCUGCCACAGCGGGAAUGUGCAUGCUUGAUACGACCGAUGGUGCCCUCAUGAUGGCUCUUUACACCAACAAGGCCUUCUCUAAAGAUCAUGUUGCCAUCCUCUACUAUACAAUAGUUCUCACAGGCAUCACCGUCUUCGUGUCGGCCUUCAUCGGUCUCGUGCAGCUAUUCACCCUCAUCCAGAAUGUAGGCGAUCUCGAGGGAGGGUUCUGGGACGCAAUCGAAGCCAUCGGCGACCACUUUGACGUCAUUGGUGCCUGCAUUUGCGGGUUGUUUGUUAUCAUCGGCAUAGGAUCUGUCGUGGUGUACCGUCCCUGGCGCAGGAGGGCUAACCGGCAGGGUCGCCUGACAGCUGUCCCAACCCCCAGCGACGAUGAGGAAGACGCCGGCGCGAGGCGGCAUUCGGAGGAGCCCCUGCUGGGAAAUCAAUAGAUCAAUUGAGCAACUUGUGUUUGAUCCGUGGAUGGCUUUGCCAUUGUGGCUUCUGACCCUUUGAGUACCACAUGAACUUCAUCUGGCAAGUCAGAUCGACUGCUUUAUCCUGAUGAUGCUC